Molecule: messenger RNA, 8646 nt
Organism: Paramecium sonneborni
Lineage: Eukaryota; Ciliophora; Oligohymenophorea; Peniculida; Parameciidae
Source: the annotation of a GenBank genome assembly
AUGAACAUAUUAUUAUUACAGUUUUCUAAUUUAAUACUAAUAGUUGCAGGAUAAUACUACAGGUAAUUUAUUGAUUAAGAAAGCUUAGUUAGUAGAAAGACGUGGGUUGUAUUGAAGAAACAAUGUCAGGAUGUUAAGAAUUGUGUAUUUUAGGAGUAGAAGAUUGCAAUUCUGUUACUCCGAAAUGUGAGUAUGGUUAUUUUUUAUUUACAUUGGGAGCUUCAGAAACAAAGCCUCCUGAAUGUGUUUAAUGGUAAUAGAGUUAUAAAUAACAUAGUCCUUAUUAUCAGGUCAACAUUAAUUCUGACUUAGUGAAUUAUUGUAUGGAUUGUUUUGAAGAUCCGUAUGGUUGGGAAUUCAGUAGGAAAUGUACAUAUGAUUAUGAAGUUGGAAAUGGUAAGUUAGGUGAAGGAACUUAUCAGAAAGUAGUAAGAGAUUAUCCUGAAUUAUUUUUUGUUGGUAAUUCAAUUUCAUAGGGAAUUUGGACAGGAACAAUAGGAAGAAUAAGAUAAAUGAAAUACGCAGUUUAUAUUUGCACAGGAUGCAAGGACUUUUGUAAGAUUCCUGAUGAAAGUACAUGCUAUACUCUUGGUCAUGAUUACUAAAAAGUAGAUUUCGAUAAGAUUGCAGUAGAAUGUGUAGAAGGAUAUUAUAUGAAGAUAAAUAAAUGUGAAAGUUGUUCUAUUAAAUAUUGCAGUAAAUGCAGUAGUAUUGUUGGUUCUGGUUAAACUGAUAAUUGUUUAUCAUGUUAAGAUGGAUAUAGAUUAAGUGAAUAGACUAAAAGUUGUAUUUAGUGUACAAACAAUUGUAGUAUAUGUUAUACAGUAAUUAAUGGAAGCACAGAAUAAUAAAAAUGUAGAGCUUGCAAUACAGGUUAUAUACCUAGUUUAGAUUUAAAUACUUGUGAAGCAUGUGAUGCUAAUUGUUUAAGAUGUGAAUAUGUUUCAAUAGCUAAUGAUGAUAUUAAAUAUCCAACUAGGUCUUUCUUAGAAAUAGAAUCUUCAAAUUAAGACAAUUAUGUUAAAAUUUGCAGACAAUGUUAAUAAAGCAAUGACAUUCUUAAUUAUGAUGGUUAAUAAUGUGUACCAUCUCAAAUUAGUAAUUGUGAUAUUGGAUAUUAUUAAAUAUCUCUGAAAGCAACACCAACUUAAACGAGAAAUACUAUAGAUCUUGAUUUUUAACCUUAUAAUAGAGAUACAGAUUCAGAUCCUGUAAGCAUGUGUUUAUACUGUAAAACGAAUUUUGUUUUGUCAGAGGCAGGCACUGCUUGUUCUGCUGUAAUUGAUGCUAAGAAAAUAGCGAAUUGCAUUUCCCAUUAAUUUAGUGGUACUAACUAUAAGUGCAUUAAAUGUUCAGCAGUAUUAUAUUUGAGUUAUAUUUAUAGGGAUAUUCUUUAGAUACUUAAUAGGGAAUGUGUUUUUUAGGAUGUAGUGACUAAAUAGAUAAUUGUUCAUAUUGUAUUUCAUACGAUAGUCCUUCUGAUGAUGUUGUCACUUACUAUGAUGCAAGUGGAACGUAGUAAACAGGAGAUACUUAAAAAGUUUAUUCCUGUUUAAUUUGUGAUGAAGGUUUUUAUGCUGAUUUCUUUUCUAAUGCUUGUCUACCUUGUCAAUCUUAUUGUAGUUCAUGUUCUCAAUACAAUUAAGAUUAUAAUUUUACUAGUUUCAUUUUACAAAAAACUGUUAUGGACACAUUCAAAAAAUCAAAAUACUUAACCACUAGUCUGGAAGAACCAUUUUGUUCAUCAUGUACCACUGGAUUUUCAAAGUAUGGUAAUAAAUGUGUUGGAUGUACUAAAAAUUGUGUAAUUUCAAAUCCAAGUAAAGUUGCUAAUAAUCCAUUAACUUCAUUAUCGAAUGCUUGUGAAUAUCAAAGUGAUGGAGCUUAUUGUGGAUAAUGUUUCAAUUAUCAAAGAGAUAGAUCUUUAAAUUCAGAAUUAUCAGAAUGUUAAACAUGUCCCUAUUUAUGUAAUGCUUGUAGGGAGAGAACUUUAGAUGAACUUAAUAGAGUCAAUUAUUAUUUUUCACCUUCAAAUUCUAUUUUAUAAAAAUACAGCAGAUUGUGUUAUUCCUAUCAUGGAUAUGUAGCACUUAAUAAAUAAGUUACAUACGAUACAUACUUAAAUAUGCCAGUUGAAUGUGACUAUGUUUCAGGUAAAAGUAAAAAGUGUGUCUAAAAUGCUAAAAUUGAUAUAAAAUUAUAUUGCAGUAAUAGUGAGUAUACCUAUGCCUAUGGUUAAGCUACUACUGCAGAUAAACCAUAUAUAUUGAGUUUAAGUUAUUUCUAUUCCAUGUCCUCAUCAUCAAUUUAUCCUACUAAUAUUACUUUGGAUGGAAUUGAAACUUUGACUCUCUAUAAAGAACUUAAUUAAAAAGUAAUCAGUUCUCUUAUUUUAAAUAUCUAUUUAAUUAGCUCAACUAAAUUAUGCAACUUUGAUUCAAGUACUAAUUUCAUUUUUGAAUUACAAAAGAAUGUCUUUUCAAUUAGAUAAUUUUAUGUAAAUAUCAUUGGAGAAACAGACUCUACAUAGGCUCCUUUAAUUGUUAUGUUAAAUGGUUUAUUAAGUAUUCCAUGGUCUGAUUAUUUGACUAUUAAAGGAAUUGAAAUUAAGGCUUCUACUUCUAAUAGUACAUAUCCCUAUACAGGUUUAAAUAUUUCUUAAAAUGUAAAAACAAAAUUAAGUUUAGAAAAUUUUAAAUUUACUAAAGAUAUAAAAUAUGUAACAAUGCUUUUCUUGGCUGAAAAUGUUGAUAUGAUUAAUUGGAAAAAAGUAGUAUUCAGUGGUUUAAAAACCACUGAUCUGUUUUAGCUAACUUAUCCUUUACAAAAUAUAAAUACCAUCAAUUAUAUGUUUGAUGAUGUUAUAUUUGAUUCAUGUGAAUUUGAAGAUACUGUUCUCUUUUCACCUACUAGAAAUUCUAAUGUCCGAUCUGUAAUUUAAAGUAUUGGUACUAAAGGAAUGACCUUCCAUAAAUGUAAAUUAACAUAAACAACAAUUUUUGGAGAACCAGAAGGUUCACCAGUAAAUAGUGGAUAUAUUAAUUUUGGAAAAGUAGUUUUUAAGUUCACAAUGUUUACAAGUAGUUGGUUUGUAAAUUUAAAAUCUUAAAAUCAGACUUUAAUAGAUAAAAUGGAUAUUAUUAGAUGCAACUUUACUGAAAGCUCAAGACUUGUUUAAUCAAAUUCAUUUUAUUUAAGAAACAUUUAUUCAUUAAACAGUUCAUUUUAUUCAGAAAGUCGUUUAUUUUAGAAUAGUUACAAAGUAAUAGAUGAAUUUUAUGCAUCUUAAGGAUUGUAAUAUUUUUUAUUUAGUAAUGUAAAAUUAAUAAAUUCAAUAUGCUUAACACCAAUUUGCUUUAUAAAAAUUUCAACUCCGUUGAAUAACUAUUAAUAUUUAACAAAUAUAUCAUUAGUAGAUAUUUAUAUCGAAUAAACAAAUUCAAUGAAAUUGACUGACAAGGAAUCGAAUUCUGUAUUAUCUGCAUUAAUAUUAAUGACAGCAAUGUAAAAAAUAUAAGUUUCUAAUUUUUAAUCUUUAAAUAAUUUUGGGAUUACUCAAAUAGCAGUAUAUAAAAUUCAAUCCUUCUAAUUAAUAGAUGGUUUAUAUGAUUGGACAUAAGAGUAAUAUUAUGGAGCUCAAUUAAAUCCAACAAAUAAUAAGAUUCCAACAAGUAAAGAUUGUGCUGAUAGAAAAACUGAAUUUAAAAGUUAUAAUGAACAUUUUUUAUAUAUAGCAGAUUUUGAUAUAGGAGUAAAUAUAGAGAAUGUAAUAAUGAGAAGAUUGUUAUCAAUAGAUACUAAUUUUAUAUAAAUAAAAUCUUGGGAUGCUGAAUAGUUUAAUACAACCAGUGAUGUAAUAAUAAAAGAUGAUGGUUUAUUUUAUGAUAAUACGGUGAGAGAAUUGAUAAUCUUAAAAAAUAUUAAAUUAAUAGGAAACUCUUUGACGAUUACAGAAUCUGGAACAGCAAUAGGUUCAAUAUAUAUUAAUUCUGGGUAGGAUUAAGAUUUAAUAAUUUAAGAUUGUGAGUUCUUACAGAAUCAUUUACAUUCAUUAAUUACUGAUCAAUUAUCUCCUUCUUCUCCAAUAUUUAUAAUACAAGCUCCAUUAUCAUUUCUUGAAAUAAGAAAUACUAUUUUUGAAGAUAAUCGUGUUACUAGAGUCCAUAAUAGUAUCAUAUAUGUUGUUACAUAUUCUAUUAAGAUUAUUAAUUGUAAAUUCACAAAUACAAAUAUAAGAUAAAAAGAAUGGGUUUAUAGAUUGGAAGAAUAAUAAAUAGUAAAUUUUACUUCUACUUAAUCAGAUGAGUCUGAAAUCAUCAUAACACUUGAAUAGUAUUUCCCAAUCUAUAGUACUGGAGGUAACAUAUUCAUAAAGUCAGCAAACACUGAAAUAGAGAAUACUAUAUUUGAUAAAGCCUAAGCAAUAUAAGGGGCAGGCAUGAUGAUAGAAACUAUAGAUGCUGGUAAUAUAACUAUCAUAAAUACUCAAUUUAAUAGAUAAUACAAUAGUUUACUUAAUCAAUAUUCUUCUAAUGGAGGUUGUUUAUAUAUAGAUUCAUCUAAAUCUAAAUUAAAUCUUAUAAUUGACAGAGUUGAUAUGCAAGAAUGUGUGACUAGAAUAGAUGGAGGAUGUUUAUAUUUGAAUCCUUCAACUUAUUAAUCAUCUGUUGAUAUAAGCAAUUCUAAAUUUACAAAUUGUUAAGGUCUUAAGACAUCAGGUUUAUAUAUGCCAUUCUCAACUUCAUCCCCAAUACUACCAAGGGUUAGUAUAACUAAAUCAUCCUUUUCAUAAAAUAAUAUUGGAAAUUUCAUUAGAAAUCUACCUGAUAGAUCCUCUAUUGAUGAUCAAUAUUUAUAUACAAAAUCAUCUAAUUUGUAUCAGAGUUAUGGUAGAUUUACUCUUACAUCAACCAUCUUUAAAGAACUUCAUUUUGUUGCUGUUUUAACUUUAGAAGAAAUGGUUGAAGUUGAAAUCAAUGAUGUUACAAUCUCUAAAAAUAUCAUUUUCAUUAAUAGUAUUGUUUCUAUUACUUUAUAUGAUAUUUCUGGAGUUAUAACACUAACUUCAACGAAAUUUUUAGAUCAUAUCUAAUUUGAUUCUAAAACUGAUUCUUGCAAUUCUGACUCCUAUUUUGUUGAUUAUUUUAAAUAAAAUAUUUUAUUUGAACAAACCUGUUUAACAGUUGAAACAUUAGAUUCAAGUUUUAGAUCUGAAGGGUUACCUGAUAUUUUAUAUAAGUACAGUAAUGACGCCAAUCCUAUGUAUUUUGCAGAUAUGGAUACUUAUUAUAUAGCAUUAACUGAUGCUUUUAAAUAUUAAGUAGAUAAACCAAAUUAAGACCUAAUGGUUUAUCAUUACUUAUAGGAUGCUAUUAAUUUAAAUUUAAUUUUUAGAAUUUUUACAACUUUCUCAGAUGAAGAAAAUAACUCUUUUUUAGUUUGCUACUUAGGUAAACUUUUAAAUAAUUACAAUAAUUAAAAUUCUAAAAUAACUACUGGUUUAUUUAAAUUAGGAUCAGUUACAAAUAAGUAGUAUUUAACUAUAGAAUAAGUUACAAUUGAAAAUAAUAGAUGUUUAAGAUGUGUAAAUGGUUUAAUAUAAAUUUUAACAAUUCAUUAAGAGACUUAUCCUGUUAUUGAAAUAAAUGACUUUCGAUGUCUUUCUAAUCAGGCUGGUUAUUAUGGAUGUUUAGUACUAACAUAUGAUAAUGAGAUAAAUGAAGCUGAAUAAACAAUUCCAUUAACAGAUUAUUCAUUAUCAAACUCAAAAAGACUUCUAACUGUGGUUGAAGAUUUACUUAAAUUAAAAAAUGUUAUAAUUAUAUCAAAAUCCUCAUUCAUAAGCAAUUCUGCCAAAGUUGGAGGAGGACUUUCUAUAAUUGGUUUAGAUGCUUUGAUAAUUCAUUCUGAAUUUACUGAUAACUAUGCCAGUUUGAUGGGAGGAGCCCUUUAUUAUAAAAGUGGUACAUAUAAAAACACUGCUACUGCUCUAAAUAUAGCUGAUAACACAAUAGAGGGUAAUGUAGCUUAAUUAGCUGGAGGUAUGUUUAUUUCAGGAGGAUCUAUUGGUAAUGUUACUUCUAUCGAAAUCUUCUUUCAAAAUAAUGAUGGACUAUUAAGAGGAGAUAAUCUUGAAGAAUAUCCUUAAAGUUUAACCAUAUCUAUGAAAACUAAUUAACUGUUGAAAACUAUUACUUUUUAAGAUUAUGAUGGUGAUGUUAAUAAUGAUGGAUUUAUUGAUAGUUCUAAAAGCACUAUUAUUGAUAUCAUCUCAUUAGAUUCAUAUCAAUUAUUUAAUUAUAAAGAACCUACAACUUAUUUACUAUUACCAUCAGGUUAAGCUAUUAAUUCUUAUAAAUAUUAUUAUUCUGAAACUGAUGAACAAGUACCUUAUGAAUGGUAAUUCAAAUUGAUCAAUUUAGAUAGAUAUAAAUAACCUAUGUCAAACAUACUCUCAACUGAAUCAUGUACUUUAUAAGCUAGAAUUAUGGAUAUUAAUAAUUUUAACACCACUAAAGAAUUUUUAUCCAACUUUACAAAUCAAUAAAUUGUCUAUUAUGAUUAAAAGACUGGAGCUUUUGAUUUUGAUUCUCUUAUUGUUACAUUUGACCCUUAUUUAGAAGAUAAUCUAUUCCUAUAAAUGAGAUGUAUAUAUAUUUAUUUUCACAUUUUUAGUUGUUUGUACAUCGAUAAAGAUUCCAGUUUACUAAACAGUAUCUCCUUAUAAGAUUUAAUCAUAUAAUCAAAAUUAUGCACUAUAUGUAAAUGUAAAAACCCUGCCAUGUCAAUUAGGAGAAGCAUAUUCUUUACAACAAUGCAAAGCUUGUACAAAAGCUGACAAAACAUACUCUGUUAGUGAAAAAUAAACAUAAUGUUAAGCAAUUGAUUCUACUACAAUGGAUGAUGUGAGUCCAGCUGGUAUUAAAUUAAAAUAGGGGUACUGGAGACCAUAAUUUGACAGUGAAAUAGUAACAUAUUGUUUAAAUCUACCUGAAAAUUGUAAUGGAGGUUGGAAACCUGGAAAUCCUUCAUGUUAUACUGGUCAUAUGGGAGCCUUAUGUGAAUCAUGUGAUAUAUAUGGAGUACGAGAUGAAUUUUAUUCCACUUCUGCCAAAUAUAAAUGCGGUCCAUGUGCUGAUACUUUAGCUGUUAAUGCUAUAGUAAUAACAGCAUUAUCGUUUGUAACUCUUUUUUCAAUGAUUUUAUCUGUGAAAGGAAAUUAUUAAAUGCUUGAAGAUUUUGUUAGAAUUUAAAAUAAAAAAGCAAUGGGCAUUCUUGUAUCUUCAUCAGAAAGUAAUCUAGCAAUUCUUAUUAAAUUAUUUACUAACUAUUUUUAAAUUCUUUCAGCCAUAUCUACAUUUUAAAUUAAUUUAAGCGGAGGUAUUACAAAUGCUACUUAAGUUUUGGGUAAUCCAACUUAAUCUAUGGCUUACUCUCUAGAUUGUUUUUUAGUUACCAUGACUAGUAUUGAAAUACUUUACUUUAGAUUGAUUUGGGCGAUACUCAUGCCUAUUAUUUAUUUAGCUGUUUUUCUAUUUGGAUACUUUUUAGCUGUAUUACUCAAAAAAGUCAUUUUUAAAGAAGGUAUAAUAUAUACGGCUUUUAUUUAUAUGUUUUUAUAUCUAUAGCCUAAUUUAGUUGGAGGUUUUAUUGCAUUAGCAUCUUCUAGAGAAAUUGGAGGACUUGGAUGGGUUUAAGCAGAUGUUUUAUAUUAAUAUGAUACUGAUACUCAUUAUAUCUGGUUGGCUGGAUUUGUUGCACCUAUGCUUAUUUGUUGGGCAUUCUUAUUUCCUUGUAUUUUUAUGUUUCUAGUAUAUUAAAUGAGAAAUCAUUUAGAUAAGGUUGAAAAUAGAAAAAAGUUGGGCUAUUUUUAUAAUGAAUAUACAAGUGAAGGAUAUCUAUGGGAAUUUGUUAAAAUUUUUGAAAAAGAGUUAAUUAUAAUUUUCUUAACAUUUUAUGAAGAUAGAGUUGUUGUUAAAGGUUUAAUUAUAUUUUUAAUUGUAUUUUUUUAUGGAGGAUUUACAGUUAGAUUCCAUCCUUAUUCAAGCAAAAGACUUAAUUUUAUAGAUAGAUUAUCAACAGCAAUAUGUGCAGCUUCAUUAUGUUUAGGUGUUUUAAUCUAUUCAUCAAUUAAAGAAGGACUUAUUUACUUAGAAAUAAUUAUGCUUAUAAUUGUUGCUCUGAUUAAUAUUGCAUUCAUUUUUCUAAUGAUUUAUUAUCUAUUUGAAGGAUAUCUAAUUAAAUUUUAACCUUAAUUAGAUAAAAUAAGAGAUUAAUUAAGAAUACAUCAUCCAGAAAUUAUGGAGAAGUAUCCAUGGAGUAGAAAGAUGCUUUAUAACUAAGCAAAAAUGAAAGAUAAAGUUAAAAAAUUAUGGGCUUCUCUAAGAUAUUAAACAAGAAAGGGAAUUAAUAGAAGAAGAUAAGAUCCCUAAGCACCAUUAUUUUUAAAUGAAAUUAGUGAUCAACCGAUUUUAUUGCCUUUUUCUGACUCUGAAAAAACAAAAUAAUGUAAUAAUUGAUCAUAUUAUUCUUUUAGAAAAAACUGUUAAUUAUUAAGACUCACCUAAUUAUUAAAAGAUAUACCCUGAAUAAGAUGGUUUAGAAUCAGAACAAAUCAACUUAAAUUAAAGAAAUUAAGAGUAAUGA